Guillardia theta CCMP2712 is the source of this 1296-nucleotide messenger RNA. RefSeq lists its product as hypothetical. Lineage: Eukaryota; Cryptophyceae; Pyrenomonadales; Geminigeraceae. The transcript has a single exon. Gene Ontology annotation, biological process: tRNA processing. The coding region runs from base 1 to 1296 and encodes 431 amino acids. Gene Ontology annotation, molecular function: sulfurtransferase activity. The record is from RefSeq and is a predicted model, not a curated record.
AUGCUGGCAACGUUCCAAACGCUCAUCGAGAACGAGCUCAAGGGUCGAAAGAAGGAGACAGUAGUUCAAGAUGCUGGUGCGCAUGCCCCUGCCGAGGCCCGGCAGGUAUGGGCGUGGGGAGGGAGGAGCGAGGAAGUAGCUGUGCUCCUGUCAGGAGGAGUUGAUUCCUCUGUCGCACUGGAGCUCGUUCGGCGGCAGGGCUUCAAGCCUCGUGCCUUCUACUUGCGGAUAUGGCUGGAGGACGAGCUAGCACACCUUGGAGAGUGUCCGUGGGAGGAGGACUGGAGUUACGCUUCCUCUGUGGCAGAGCAGCUCAAAGUGCCGCUGGAGUCGAUAUCGCUGCAGGAGGAGUACUGGGAGCAGGUGGUGGAGUACCUGAUCAGGGAGGCGAAGAUGGGGAGGACGCCGAACCCUGACAUCAUGUGCAACAGCAGGAUCAAGUUCGGCAUGUUCGAGGAGUACGUGGGGAAGCAUUUCAGCCGCGUUGCCUCGGGUCACUAUGCAGUGAGCUGCCACGAUGACGUGGGGACAAGGCCGUCCCGGCUGAUGAUGUCACCUGACAAGGUCAAGGACCAGACUUACUUCCUGUGCAACCUGCGUCAGGAUCAACUCAAGCACGCCCUCUUCCCUAUAGGAGGCUACACCAAGGAGAAGGUGCGGGAGUUGGCGAGGGAGUUCAACCUGCCGACGCAGAGGAGGAAGGACAGCCAAGGGAUCUGCUUCCUGGGCAAGCUCAAGUUCGAAGACUUCGUCGGGCAUCACCUCGGAGAAGACCCGGGCCCUGUCAUUGACUUCCACACAGGCCGGGAGCUAGGGGAGCACCGAGGCCUCUGGUUCUACACGAUCGGGCAGCGGAAGGGACUGGGAAGCGCUACUAGGAAGGUUACUCACCUUGGACCCUGGUUUGUAGCCGGCAAAGACAGGGAAAGGAACAUGCUGUACGUGUCCAACCAGUAUGACGUCAUCGAGGGUCCAAGAAGAAGUUUCGAUGUGGAGCAGAUUAACUGGAUGGCUGGGAGCCUCCCGGAGGACGAUGCGCUGCGGCUACGGAUCAAGACUCGCCAUGGCCCCAACAUUCACGACGGGCUGCUCACUCUGUCCCAGGGGAAACUCAGUGGGCGUGUCUCGCUCGACGGGAGAGACUCUGGGCUGGCGCCCGGUCAGUGGGCGGCGCUGUAUGAUGGGGAGGAGUGCAUAGGAGGGGGGAUGAUAGCUGACUCUACCUUCCUUACCAAGCCGGAAGAGGAGGAGGAGGAGAAUGGAGAACUUGCUGUUGCCUUCGGGGAGGACAAGUGA